This is a messenger RNA of Thlaspi arvense, 1300 nucleotides long. Lineage: Eukaryota; Viridiplantae; Streptophyta; Magnoliopsida; Brassicales; Brassicaceae. The record is from the annotation of a GenBank genome assembly.
CAUUUCUCCCCAUUCUCACUUCUUCACCACACCACAGCAAACCUUUAAUUUACCCUACCGUGAAAAACGUGAUUUUUUUCAUAUACUUUUAUUUAUCAUACAUAAUGAUUUUGAUAGUGUCGUAUGUGUUCGUGGUUCUAACCAUUCCUUCCAUGAAUUUUAAGAUCUCUCAAGCCAUAUCCUAUGUCACUUUUAACCAGUCAUCCAUUGGUCAUCACCACGAACAAUGGAUGAUCCAGUUCUCUCGAGUUUAUAUCGAUGAAUCCGAGAAACAGGUGAGGCUUGAAGUGUUUAAAAAAACUUGAAAUUCAUUGAGAACUUCAAUAAUAAAGCGAAUCAAAGCUACAAACUUGGUGUCAACGAAUUUACGGAUUUGACCAAAGAGGAGUUCCUUGCCACCCACACCGGUCUCAGAGGCAGUAACGUAACUUCACCAUCUGAAGUGGUUGAUAAAAUGAUGCCAUCUUGGAAUUGGAACGUCAGUAAUGUCAUCCCCCAGAGCAAAGACUGGACAAAGGAAGGAGCUGUAACACCAACCAAAUCGCAAGGAGGAUGUAGUAGUUGUUGGGCAUUUUCAGCGAUUGCAGCAGUGGAAGGUCUGGCAAAGAUUACUCGAGGAAACCUCGUAUCACUGUCCGAACAGCAGCUUGUAGAUUGCGAUAAACCGGCUAACGGUGGUUGUAAGGGGGGAACAAUGGAAGAAGCUUUCAACUACAUAGCGAAAAAUGGAGGCAUUUCUUCAGAAGACGCAUACCCUUAUCAAGUGAAAGAAAGGAGUUGCCAGUUCAACAUCAAACCCGCCAUGCAUAUAAGAGGGUUCCAAAGGGUUCCACAAAACGAUGAGCUUCAGUUGCUCGGGGCCGUAUCGAGACAGCCUGUAUCGGUGAGCAUUACAUCGACCGCGGUCAGUUUCAUCCAUUACUCAAGCGGAGUGUACAAUGCGCCUGACUGUGCAACAACCAUCUUUGAUCAUGCAGUGACGUUGGUUGGGUACGGGACGAGCCCUGAAGGGAUCAAGUACUGGCUGGCAAAGAACUCUUGGGGUGAGACUUGGGGAGAGAAUGGUUAUAUUAGACUCCGUAGAGAUGUGGAGUGGCCUGAAGGCAUGUGUGGUAUAGCUCAGUUUGCUUCUUAUCCGGUUGAGUAAUUAAUUAUGUUAGAUGAUUUAUAUUGAAGUAUUCAAACAUUAUGGAAUGUACUUUUACAUAUUUGUAUUUUGAUAGUAUAUGUUUUAACUUAUUUUAGUAAUAUAUAUAUAUAAUAAUAAUAAUUUUAAGAUGGGUUAAUUGAAACAUCUCUA